AAGGCCUAAUUACCGUUGUCACAUCUAUUGACAUCACUGCUGCACAACUUGAAAGUCAACUUGAUUCUAAUGGAUAUAAAUGUUUUUGUCAAGCAUGGUCGGCAACAGGUGGAACAUUGAAAUCCAAAACAGCGAGUAUCGAAAUUGCUUAUUUGGAUAAAGUAUUCGAAUGGGAACCAUUACGAACGGAUAGUGUUAUUAGUAAAUCAGCGGAAUUACGAUGUCGUCCGCCAAGUGGUAAUCCAUAUCCAAAAGUAACAUGGUUGAAAGAUGGGCACUCAGUUGACAUAAAUCGCAAUGGAAGAUUUAUUUUAUCAAAUGAAAAUUCUCUACUCAUCGCACAAAUCAAAGCAACAGAUGCAGGAAAUUAUACGUGUGUCGCAACAAACAUUGCAGGCACCUACUCAACUGAACCAGCAGAACUGAUCGUUCAUGAUGAUCGCGGUUGGUCGGAAUGGCAACCGUUUUCAGACUGUAAAGGUAUACCGUGUAGUAUUGGCCGUCAAAAACGUAUUCGUACAUGCCUUAAUCCACCGACAAUUACCAAUCGACCUAGUUGUGAUGGCGAUCAAAUUCAAGAAAGAGAAUGUCAAGUUAUUUGCCCAAAAGACCUUUCAUCACCACCUUCGGGUGCUAUUGUUCCAACAGACGAUGGUUUUUCUGAAUGGUCUUCAUGGUCUGAUUGUACAGGCCCGCCGUGCAAAACAGGUCGUCAGCAACGUAUACGUGAUUGUUUAAAAUCAUCCAUAACUGAUGAUAAAAAGCCUAUUUGUAAUGGUGAACAAAUACAGGAACGUGAAUGUCUUGUCCCUUGUUCAAACAAAACCUCAUCAUCAUUUGCUCCUGUUCGCACAUUAUCAAAUGAUGUUAUUAGUAGUAGUAGCGGUACUCUUGUUUCGUCAUCUGCUCUCAAUGUGAUCGUCUACUCAUCGAUUAGUAUCGGUGCUCUCAUCUUCCUCUUACUAACCAUAUUAUUUUUCUUGAUUUGCUGGCGUCGUCGACAACGUUCAACGUCAAAAAAAGGUCUACCGAAAUGUAUAGUGUCGAAAGGCACCAGUAGUAACGGCAGUAGUCAUCUGGGUGUGUGUCAUAGUGACAAAACCGAAUAUCCAUUUUACUAUUCGAUUCAGCAAGAUACAACAUCCACCAGGUCAUGUGCAUCGCAAAACAAUUCGGUUUCGUUAACAAAUUUCGAUUCAGGAUUAGAAAAAGAGAAAUUAUUGUUACUUAAUGAAUCGCCGUUGAAUCGACAAAUUUACGCCGCUAAAUCAUCUGUACAUCCUGCUACAUUAAGUACAACUAGUUAUGCAUCUCAUCAUAUUAGAUAUCCAUCACUAGCAAGUCAAUCAAUUACAAACGAAAAUCAUUUAAAUCUAAUCUAUGAAAAUAUUCUUCAGUCAUUACCAGAACAUACAGAUCUACGUUAUUUCGCUGUGUCUAUUCUUAAUAACAAAGGUUGUCGACUGGAAAUUCCAAAUACAGGUGUAUCAUUAAUAAUUCCUGAAGAUGCUGUUCUACUCGAUGGCGAUCAUUUAGUAUUUAUUGCUUUAGUUAAUAUCGAAAAUCAAAUGCCUGUGUUAAACAAUGGCCACACACGCCUAUCACCUGUUGUAUUAGUUGGUCCAUCUGAAAUCACUCUAUUGAAACCAGCUGUCCUUUCAUUCGAACACACAGCUGUUUUGGAAUCAUCGUGGAAAUUGAAUCUGAUGUUCAGUGAUGAUAUUCUCAAUUGGAAGCCUAUUCUCACAUACGGACAAGAAAAUAUAUCGACGCCGGUUUAUUUACAAUUCAAUAACCAACAACAAAUGUCGAUACUUUUUGAAACAAUGGGCGCAUACGCAUUGAUUGGCGAAUCGAUUUCGAAACAUCAUCAUGCAUCGAAAUAUAUUCAAAUGGUUCCAUUCUAUAAUCGUUCAUCGACCGACACAAUAUCUAAUGAAACUGUCUCGACAUUACGCUUACGUUUUCUCGAUGCCACAACGGAUGCGUUGGAACGUUGUUUAACCGAAGAAUUCGCAUUACAAAAUUACCUAUGUGACCAACCGAAAGAAUUCAUUCUACAUGAUUAUGAAGAUCAAAUAUGUAUCAACGUGGAUUUGGAGCUCUCAUCCACGUCAAGAAUCAACAUUGGCUACAAAGAAAUCCCAUUAAAAACAUUUUGGUCAACAAGAUUUGAUCGAUCGUGCUUUAUUUUUAUUAUUCCUAAUUUACAAUUGAAUAAUGAACAUUCAUCAACACCAUUUAUCGACCAUUUAGCUAUGCACAUCGAUGUCUAUCAGCCGACGAUACUUGACAGUGCAUUACAUACACGUUUAUGUAUUAACACACAUAAUUUUCUACAUAAUCCGGGAUAUAAUACAUCUUCGAUACGACAACGUCUUCCUGUGAAAACAAAUAAAGAAGGAUCAAAAUUAUCAUCACUCGUUCGUCAAAAACUUUGUAUAGUAUUAGAUCCGCCGAAUUCACUCGGAAAUGAUUGGCGCAUGUUUGCAAAUAAUCUUCUCGGGAUCAAUUAUCUUCAAUAUUUCGCAACAAAAUCCAGUCCAACGGAACAUUUGUUAACCUUAUGGGAAGCGCGACAAGAAUCACUAGUUAAUCUGAUCAAUGUACUUAAUCAAAUUGGUCGUAGUGAUGCUGCUGCUAUUCUUCUCCAACAUUGA
Molecule: messenger RNA, 2660 nt
Organism: Adineta ricciae
Lineage: Eukaryota; Metazoa; Rotifera; Eurotatoria; Adinetida; Adinetidae
Source: the annotation of a GenBank genome assembly